Messenger RNA from Trypanosoma theileri, 2097 nucleotides. RefSeq lists its product as uncharacterized. The record is from RefSeq and is a predicted model, not a curated record. The transcript has a single exon. NCBI's taxonomy places the organism in Eukaryota, Euglenozoa, Kinetoplastea, Trypanosomatida, Trypanosomatidae. The coding region runs from base 1 to 2097 and encodes 698 amino acids. Gene Ontology annotation, biological process: cilium organization.
AUGCCGCUGAAGCCCCAACCCCAACCCCAGCCGCGGCCCAGUGGCAAGCGGACUCCCUGUGUGCUCAGCAGACCGCCAGCACCGCCGCCGCUCGGCCCAGAGGCGGGAAUGGCGGUUGUCGGCUCGCGUGUCAGUCGACUCCUGCGGGACGCCCGGGCCGCCGUGCAGCAACGACACCGCCCAGACACACCGCCCAUCACAACAACGACAACAGCGGCAGCCGCAGCGGCAGUGAGGCGACAACCAUUGCCGUUGCCAAAGCGUGGAAUUCGACUAACCGCAAUGCUUACCUCCACGCCAUCAGAGACGUCACAAUUAGUAACAAGCGCGCAGCAGCUUGAUAAAGCCUCUUUUGAAUCUUCUCUGGAUGCUGUUAAAGGAGUUCCUUCAGCACAACUGGAAAAAUUAGGUGAACUUAAACGUUGGUUGGUUAACCCCCAACAUCUUCUUUGGGAUUCCGUGGUGACCCGUUUAGUAGAGAUGGUCUUAAUGCCAAGUACAGAUGUACGUGUUGUAAUAAGUGCCGUAUCAAUUCUUUUACGAUAUAAUUAUGUUAAUAGUUUUCCUUCACUUCCUGUGGUUGUACGUCGUCUACAUGAAUUAUGUGAAGGAGGUAUGGAGAAGCAACUUUUAGAGGAUAUACUAAUGCGUGAAUCCCUUCUUCAACCCCUUUUACAUUUACUUACGAAUGAAGAAUUAUUAUUUCAUCAGCCUGGUGUGUUGUGGGAUGUUUUAGAAACUUUACGUUCCUGUAGUGCUAACAGUGACGUGAUUUUAACACAGUUAGUAACAUUAGGAGUAAUUCCUAACUUAAAUACAGUACUCCAACGUAUUCUCACAUUUUCAGGUAAUUCACCAUCUAAGUCAUUCACAUCAUCUGACAGUUCAUUACAUACCCUUAUUCCUCCACUUUGUUUAAUCUAUCGCAACUUAAGUACAGAGUAUUCUCAUCACCUACGCAAAUUAGGUUCACUUGACCUUAUUAUAAGUGUACUGGAACAAUUUCGAGGGGAUGAUGAUGUUGUACAAGCUGCUGCACGAGCUAUGGCAAAAACAGUCUUUGAUGAUGGAUGUUUAGAACAUUACCAAGAUGGUACCCGUGCUUGUAAUGCUGUGGUUGGGUCUCUUGAAGCGAGUAUAGAUGUAGGAGGUUUGUCUGUUAGCCGUCUUUGUGGAGCAUUAGCCAGACUUGUGGAAGGGAGUAGAGAACUUCGUGAUUGGCUUAUGCAUCAUCAUCAACGCAUGUUAAUUCGUCUUGUGAGGAGAUAUAUUGCUCCAUUGCCAUCUAAACAGGAAGAAAAAGAAGAUGAGACUACAAAAGAUACGAAGGAGGGCACGACAACAGAAGGUGUAGUAGACUUAUCACCAGAUAUGGAAGAUGCGGAAUUGGAUGAUUUACUGCAAAGUAUUACGUGGCUUAUUGGAGUGGCCGCUGUAAGUGCAGAGUGCUCACCUGAUUUUGUACUUGAGAUAACUCCACUACUUGUGAGCUUUCUUAAAAAUCUCGACAUGAAUAAAAAACGUCUUACUUUUAUUCUUACCCUUAUGUGUAUGAGUAACCUUUCUUUUUUCUUUGAUGCACUGGACAAGACAGAAAAGGGUCAUGAAGCUCUUGUUGAUAUUUACGCAACUGUAGGAUUUAUACUCGCUGGUGUUCUUUUCGAUGGUGAUACAGAAGCCACUGUUGAGGCCACACGUAUACUUGGAAAUAUGAGUCUUACAAAUGCUGGACGAGAUUGGAUGGAAACAAACCGAUGUGAUGAAGUAUGUAUUGUCUUUCUUGGUCAUGAGGAUCCCCGUAUUGUAUACAACUGUUUUGGGGUAUUGCUUAACUUAACAGCGGCAGAUUCCUGUCGUGUGGCUUCUGAUCAGCAAUUACUGAGUAUGUUACUGCAGCACACAGGAAGAUACACCCGUGAAGAUUGUAUUGCUGCAGAGAAGGCACGGGAAUGCAGUCGACGUGGAGUUGUUGCAGGUGCUGCUGGUCGUGCGGGUGGUUCCAGCGGUGAUGGAGAGGCGAUGGAGGAUCUACGAUACAUUGAUCAAAUCGCCGAUGUAGUGGAGAAACUUCUACUAAACCUCAGCGCUCUCAUAUGA